CGAAAGACCAAGAGACCUCUUUACUCAUGGCUGAAGGGAAGGCAGGAGUUUUCUGGGGCUUCUCUUGGCCACUUUAAAAUCUGUCACCAAGAAAGGAAUGAGCGCAUGAAUGAGGAAAUCGUGACUGAGAGUCCUGAGAAGCAUGGGAGGAAGGAAGAUGGCAAGAGACGAGGAAAGCACCUAUGGCUUGGAGGAGGAUUCACACGUCCCAAAGGGGCCCCCACUGAGGCUCAUCCUGGUAGGUAGAACCGGAACCGGCAAGAGUGCCACUGGUAACACCAUCCUGGGCCGGACAUGCUUCGAAUCCAAGCUGGGGGCUGUGCCUGUUACCAGAUCCUGCUCCUGGGCCAACAGGAAAUGGGCCGGCUGGUAUGUUGAGGUGGUGGACACCCCGGAUGUCUUCAGCUCUGAGGUCAAACAGACCGACCCUGCGUACUUGGAGACAGCCCACUGCUUCCUACAGACGUCGCCCGGGCCGCACGCGCUGCUGCUGGUCACCCAGCUGGGUCGCUUCACCACUCAGGACAGCCAGGUGCUGGCCGGGGUGAAGCGGGUGUUCGGGGAGAAGGUGAUGGCGCGCACUAUUGUGGUGUUCACUCGCAAGGAGGACCUGGCAGGAGAGUCUCUGCAGGAUUACGUGCGAUGCACAGACAAUCGCGCGCUGCGGGAGCUGGUGGCUGAGUGCAGGGGCCGCGUGUGCGCCCUAAACAACCGAACCACUGCCCGCGAGCGCGAGGCACAAGCUGAAGAGCUGCUGGGCCUGGUCGCUGGUCUGGUGAGGGAGCACGGGGGCGCGUACUACUCCAAUGAAGUGUAUGAUCUGGUGAGGACCCUGCGGGGCUCUAACCCCAAGGACCAAGUCAGCAAGGUGGCAGAGAUGGUGGCAAGACGCAUGCAGAGGCCCCUGCGCACCAGGCUGCUAACUGGGCUGUGGGACUGGCAGAAAUCUUACAGGAAGAGCUGGAGACGGGGCGUGGCUAUUUUCCUGGGUGUGGCCUUCCUGAUCUACCUGCUGGUCUAUAGAAAGACGCCUCAGGCCAUUGGGGACCAGAAUAACAGAUGUGAAGAGCAGAAGGAGCUGGUGGAAUGCAAACAUCAGGGAAGUUACGGCUCUGCGAGUGGCCUUUCUGUGAGAGCAUCAUCCAGCAGGCACAGGUCCUCUGCCUGCCUGCAAGUGACUCACGCUGGUGACUGGAGGCUGAGCCCUGCUGGCCCGGAAGAAAUGGAAGGCCUCUGGAAGAGCACAUAUGGAGCCAUAGUUGAAGGGAGCAGGGAAGCCUACUGUGGAGCAGAAUCGGGCUGCCUGAGGAUCCUCCUGGUGGGUAAAUCUGGCUGCGGGAAAAGCGCCACAGGGAACAGCAUCCUCUGCAGAAAAGCAUUUGAGUCUAGGCUCGGAGCCCAGUCAGUGACCAGGACCAGCCAGGCAGAGACGGGCACAUGGAAGGGAAGGAGACUGCUAGUGGUAGACACGCCCCCCAUCUUUGAGUCAAAGGCCCAGAACCAAGACAUGGACAAGGACAUUGGAGAUUGUUACCUGCUGUGUGCCCCAGGACCCCACGUGCUGCUGCUGGUGACCCAGCUGGGACGCUUCACAGCUCAGGACACCCUAGCCGUGAGGAGGGUGAAGGAGAUCUUCGGGGCAGGAGUCAUGAGGCACAUGAUUGUCCUCUUCACCCACAAGGAAGACCUGGCAAAUGAGACUUUGGAUGAGUUUGUGACCCACACUGACAACCACAGCCUGCGCAGCCUGGUCCACGAGUGUGGGAGGAGGUACUGUGCCUUUAAUAACAGGGCCUCAGGGGAAGAGCAGCAGGGACAGCUGGCAGAGCUCAUGGCCCUGGUGAGGGGGCUGGAGCAGGGGUGUGAGGGCUCUUUCCAUAGCAAUGACCUCUUCCUUCAUGCCCAGGAGCUCCUUAAUGGUGGCUACAGUGAGUACCAGGAAGCCUACAGGUGCUACCUGGCCAAGGUGAGGCAGGAGGUGGAGAGGCAGAAGCGGGAGCUGGAGGAGCAGGAGGGCAGCUGGGUGGCUAAGAUGCUUUGCAGAGUCAGGACAUGCUCGUGCUCUCAAAUCGCAGCAGCUGCACUUCUUAUUGGGUGUGGUUUGAUUUUUAUUGGCAUUUCAAUUAACUUGUAUGUUAACCGGUGGAACUGAGCCUUUUCAGGUGAUUUCUGCCAUCAGCGCCCUCUCCCAAGGUUCACAUUUCUGUCUGCACUGGGGUACCUCAGUUUCACGCUCAUUUGACUCCCUUGAAUCAAGUAUGAAAGAAAAAGAACGUAUUUCUUAAGUCGUGAGGGUGAAUCAAGUAGUUCCAUCAUAAAGGCCCGGGUGCUAAUAUUCAGGCAUCUGCACUGGCCAGCCCUUAGGGUCCUGACAGGCUGCUCCUCAAGUGCGCCCACUAAGAACACCCCCAUGCACAUUAGCCAUGUUCCCUCAUAAAAGUCAAGCCUCGUCACCUCCUUCUCCUUCUCUUUCACCACUCUUGUCCCCAGGGACCAGUCUCUGGCCCUCUCUCUGCCCCCUUUCCUGAUCCUUCUUUCCUCUUCCAAUAUACCUCCACGGUGAGCCCUGCUGUUUGGCUUUACUCCUUCCUGCUGAUUUUUAAACUAUAAUAUUGGUGUUGGACCCGCGGCAGGCUCUUCUGGGCUUCCUCUUGCCCACCGGCAGACUGAGGCAUGCCAAGACCCCGGAUCCCGGUCCACAGAUGACAGCCUCACUUGUCCAACUAACAGGUUGCUGAGCUCCGCCAACCAAAAUGGGCGUGAUUGGUCAGCCUCCCUUGUCUGGCCAUUUCCCAUGAGUGAGGAUUCGUCUCUCCGCCAUGGUUUCUCACCUCUGAAACAAGCCCUGAUAUCAGGCAAUCCACGUGUCUCUUGGGGCUCAGCACGCCAUGGCCCCUGGACCUUUGGGUGAUGACUCACUGGCCAGCUUCUGCCUUCUCAAUCAAUCCCCUCGGAACUCCUGAACCCUCUGUUCUUUUUAUCUCCUUUUAGACUAAGAAAACACAUGCCUCAAACAUUUUGGGUUGGUAAGGACUUUGUAUGAUGAUAGAAAUGUAAAGUUAUAUGUGAUUCAACUCUGGUUUAGAAUAUACUCUAUAUCGUGAUAAAAAUUUAAGGUUAUAAAAGUCUAUUCAGGAGGUAAACUAUUUGAGAAGAGGAAAGAUAUGAACAAGAGUGGGGAGGGAUAAGAGAUGGUGUUGGGGACUGAAAAUGAACAAAAUGUACUAUAAAAAUGCAUGAAAAUGUCAAAAUAAACCAAGUAUUAUGUAUAAGUUAUACAUGCUAAUAGGAACAGCAAUAAUGAAACUUUAAAAGAAGUUAAAAAAAUUAAGGUCUAUUCAAUUAACAAAAGCUGACUUAGAGAUUUAU
This is a messenger RNA of Microtus oregoni (creeping vole), 3369 nucleotides long. RefSeq lists its product as uncharacterized. Bases 143 to 2152 code for a protein of 669 amino acids. Gene Ontology annotation, molecular function: GTP binding. Lineage: Eukaryota; Metazoa; Chordata; Mammalia; Rodentia; Cricetidae. The transcript is spliced from 7 exons. The record is from RefSeq and is a predicted model, not a curated record.